AUGCAGUUCAAGGUUCUCCCCGCUCUCGUCGCCAUCCUCUCGGCCUCUGCCGUCACAGCUCAGAUCACGGCCAAGGUGGUCGUCACCAGCAUCGACGACAUCACCGAUCUCUCCCAGGACGCCACCGACGUCGCUCAGAGCAUCAGCAGCAACCCCUUUUCCCUCCCCUCUGCCUUCCUGAGACUCGCCAACAGCUUCGGUGGCAUCGUCACCACCGCCACCAAGACUGUCACUGCCCUGGAAGGAGACAUGCCCAAGGAUGACUUCGCCAAGGACGACCAGUCCGCCAUCUGCGACGCCCUCACGAGCUUCGUCAAGGUCCACCAGAACCUCCUCGAGAUUGUCAUCGGCAAGGCUGGCCUGCUGACGAUUGUGCCUUUUGUCGGCCAGCCCGUCGCUGCCGUCCUCCGGGCCCUGGAGGGCGUUGUCGACACCCUCGCUGGUGAUAUCAUCUCGCUCGUGCCUACUUGUGCGAAGGGUGCCAAGAUGGACAUUGACAUGUUGCAAGGCACCCUCGAGAAGGCCAUCAGCGCUUACAGCAACUAA
Messenger RNA from Emericellopsis atlantica, 546 nucleotides. RefSeq lists its product as uncharacterized. The coding region runs from base 1 to 546 and encodes 181 amino acids. The record is from RefSeq and is a predicted model, not a curated record. Lineage: Eukaryota; Fungi; Ascomycota; Sordariomycetes; Hypocreales; Bionectriaceae. The transcript is spliced from 2 exons.